This is a messenger RNA of Aspergillus chevalieri, 195 nucleotides long. RefSeq lists its product as uncharacterized. The transcript is spliced from 2 exons. Lineage: Eukaryota; Fungi; Ascomycota; Eurotiomycetes; Eurotiales; Aspergillaceae. Bases 1 to 195 code for a protein of 64 amino acids. The record is from RefSeq and is a predicted model, not a curated record.
AUGGACCUGACGAACCCCUGGGUUAUGGAGAUGUUACGGGUUCUUGGUCUUGUGGAUGAGUAUCGAGGUCUGGGGAGUGUUGGGGAGGUUGUGGAUUUUGACUCGUUUUUUAUUACGAGGGCGUUGGGGGAAAGGAAGUUGUUAGGUUCUUGGCGACGACCAAUAGUCAAGGAACAACAGGAAUAUAUCCAGUAA